CGAUUCACUCGAGACUGCGAGUGAGGCAAAGCAUAAGAACAAAUGAACUUCCGUGUUUGAAGAAAUCCCAAUCCUAAAGAUGAGGUUUUUGUGUAUCUUUAAUACCAAACCCAGAUGAAAGGGAAAGGUUUAAGCAGAAAUUUGACACCAACAAGCAAUACCCAUGAAUCCUUUCUUGUCAACUCUCUCAAGAAACAAACCACAACACCAUCAUAGGGAUUUUAUAAUCAAUCCAGUCUCCCUUUUUUCUUUCAUGCAUUUUAUCAAACACUUGUUACCUCUCAGUCUUUGCAAUCUCAAGAUACUGAUAUUUUGAAACAGAAAAGAAAUUGAUGGAAAUGGUGAAGACUGGGAACAUAGGAUUAGUGAUGCUCACUCUGCUGUUGCUGAACUUGUCAGCUUCUUCAGCUUGGUUUGGGAAUAAACACAAAAGUGUAAAGAAUUCCGCUUUCCCAGGUGAAGCAACAUCAUCCUCAUGGUCGUCGUCUUCAUCAUCGGUCCUAAAUCGUGCGGGCUCCUCCGUUGUGUUUCAGGUUCACGGCAACGUUUAUCCUGUUGGGUUCUACAAUGUUACUCUCACCAUCGGCCAGCCACCGAGACCUUAUUUUCUUGAUCUUGACACAGGUAGUGACCUCACAUGGCUUCAAUGCGAUGCCCCUUGCUCCCAUUGCUCUGAGACACCCCAUCCGCUUUACCUUCCAAGCAAUGACUUAGUGCCUUGUGAUGAUCCCCUAUGUGCAUCCUUGCAUCAGAGUACUGACUACAACUGUGAUUACCCAGAUCAAUGUCACUAUGAAAUUGAGUAUGCAGAUCAAUAUUCAACCCUUGGCGUACUCCUCAAGGAUGUCUAUCAUCUCAACUUUACAAAUGGAAAACAACUUAAAGUUCGAAUGGGACUUGGAUGUGGAUAUGAUCAGGUUUUUCCUGCUUACUCUUACCACUCCGUUGAUGGAGUACUUGGCCUUGGCAGAGGAAGAGCCAGCUUAAUAACUCAGCUCAGUAGUCAGGGCUUGCUGCGGAAUGUAGUUGGACACUGUUUAAGUACAUACGGAGGAGGAUAUAUGUUCUUUGGAGAUGUUUCUGAAUCUUCUCGAGUGACUUGGACUUCUAUGUCUUCCAUAGACUCUAAACAUUACUCAGCAGGGCCAGCUGAACUCCUUUUUGGCGGGAAGGUGACCGGGGUUGGAAAUCUUCUCGCGGUAUUUGACACUGGAAGCUCUUACACUUACUUCAACUUCCAUGCUUACCAAGCACUAGUCUCCUGGUUAAAGAAGGAAUUACAUGGAAAACCCUUAUCACAAGCACCUGAUGACCAGACUGUACCUAUCUGUUGGCAUGGGAGAAGACCUUUCAGAAGCAUAAAUGAAGUCAGGAAAUACUUCAAGCCUUUGGCUCUGAGUUUCACCACUGGUAGAAGGUCUAAAGCUGUAUUUGAAAUCCCUCCUGAAGCUUACUUGAUAAUAUCAAACUUGGGAAAUGUUUGCCUGGGCAUACUAAACGGCGCUGAAGUAGGCAUGGGAGAUGUCAACCUGAUUGGAGACAUAUCCAUGCUAGACAAAUUGAUGGUAUACGACAAUGAGAAGCAGUUGAUUGGAUGGUCACAUGCAAACUGUGACCGUAUUCCAAAAUCUAAACAUUUCAGCAUAUGAUCAUAUAAUCGCUACUUUGUCCGCUCAUAAUAAUCUUUGGUAUAUCAUAUCAUCUAGAUAGCAGAAUUCUGCUGUCCAUGGCAGAAGAACUGUAUCAUCUGCAAUUUGUAUAUGUAUGUUUGGUUAUGAAGAUAGAAUUCUGUAUAAUUGUAUAACAAGGUAAACAUUGAAAAAACUCUCUGGGUAUAUCCUGAUAUGAUGAUUACUGUAUAUUCUUACGCUAGUUUGACUUACGGAGGAUUUCUUGUAAGUAGGUGCAGCUUUUCAAAGUGUUUUUGAGCAUUUAUUUUGAAAGUUCCUCCUUU
Molecule: messenger RNA, 1954 nt
Organism: Prosopis cineraria
Lineage: Eukaryota; Viridiplantae; Streptophyta; Magnoliopsida; Fabales; Fabaceae
Product: aspartic proteinase Asp1-like
Exons: 8
Coding region: 333-1649 (438 amino acids)
Biological process (GO): proteolysis
Molecular function (GO): aspartic-type endopeptidase activity
Source: RefSeq, a predicted model, not a curated record